Fomitopsis serialis is the source of this 1844-nucleotide messenger RNA. RefSeq names its product P-loop containing nucleoside triphosphate hydrolase protein. Gene Ontology annotation, molecular function: four-way junction helicase activity; 3'-5' DNA helicase activity. The transcript is spliced from 4 exons. Bases 1 to 1686 code for a protein of 561 amino acids. NCBI's taxonomy places the organism in Eukaryota, Fungi, Basidiomycota, Agaricomycetes, Polyporales, Fomitopsidaceae. Gene Ontology annotation, cellular component: chromosome; cytoplasm; nucleus. The record is from RefSeq and is a predicted model, not a curated record. Gene Ontology annotation, biological process: double-strand break repair via homologous recombination.
AUGCGCCGAGUCAUCAGCAUUGUUGUCGACGAAGCACACUGUCUGUCCCACUGGGGAGCAGACUUCCGUAAGAAAUAUGCGAGCCUCGGAACUGUACGAGUGUUCCUUGCACCGGGUACACCUAUCAUUGCUGUAACGGCAACGCUGACCGCGCGUGUCCGCCGUGAUCUUCAUAACAAGCUCCACUUCCCCAAGACUGGCAGCCAGUUUAUCAAUGCCGGAAAUGAUCGCCCCAAUGUCUCGAUCGUUGUUCGCGCAUACUUCGUGCUACCAGAGAAGAUCGAGACAGCAAAUGACAUCCCAAAGACAUAUCUCUACGUCGACAACAUUGAUACUGGUAACGACAUCAUCGAUCACCUCGGGACUCUCCUUCGACAGCGCAACCCUGCCUUGUACGAAUUGGGUGUCAUCCGCCCUUUCAAUGCUACGAUGUCCGCUGGAUACCGCACGCAUGCCAUGGCGGCCUUCCGCAACAAUCAUGAAUACAGCAGUGCGGACGUCACUGCAGAUAACCUGAAGAUCGGUCCGAUCCGUAUUCUGGUGUGUACGGACGCUGCUGGGAUGGGAUGCAAUGUUCCUGACGUAGAUGUCGUCGUGCAAUGGAAGCUGCCUGCCACCUUGUCAAAUUUCAUCCAGCGAGCUGGACGUGCCGCACGCGCGCGUAAUAGGACCGGGAUUGCGAUCCUCCUUGUGGAGCGGUCGGCUUAUUCAAUCAACUUAGCAUCGACUCACUGGCGCGAGAGGAAGCUUGAGGAAGAUCACACACAUGCACUGUUUGGUGCCACUGUGAUCCUCAGCGACACACGGGUCGAACGCCUGGCCUCUGUCGGACCCAUCACGCGUGCCGUGGCUGCAGCAAUGCUCAAGACGUGGCUAUGGCGUGACAGGUAUGAGGCCGAAUUGACAGAUCUCCUGCUGUCGCUGCCUAUCCGUUCGAUUCCAAAGGCCAAGAAGGCCGCGAGUAGGAAUGAUGGCACGAAGAAAGCAUCCGCUCGCAAGGGCCAUGCGGGUAAACGUGGCAACACCGAUGACACCAAUGUUACCGAGGACGGACAUGAGCCUCUUCACUCUCACAAACGCGCACGGCACACUGAUUCCAACAAGCCGUCUGAGACAUCGGAAUCUUUGGGUAGCCUUAUAGGGACCUCACAGAAUGUCGUCUCCGUACACACGCACACGCCAACUACCCAGUCGAGCAGCGCGGGUCCAUCUCAGGGAGUGCCCUACCCAUCUGUAACCCCGUCACCGUUUUCAUUCUUACCACCAUCGCCUUUUCCAUCUCUACCGCCUUCACGGUACCCAUCUGUACCCCCGUCGCCACACCCGUCUCUACCGCCCUCACCGUUCCCGCCUGUACCGUUCUCGCCAUACCCAUCUCUACCACCAUCACCGUUCCCGUCCCUAUCUCAUGCGCCCGGGCCAUCGCUGCCGUCAUUUCCCUUCCAUGCCAGCAUACCGAAUCCACACGACCUGGCCACUCACCAGGUGCAGUACCAUCCCCACCCACUGCCGAUAACACCAUACCGUCAAUGGCCAUCGCCGCAACCUGACCCAUACAGUCUUCAGGCUGGGCCGAGCUCGACGUCCCAGCAUCAUCAGGAAAAUCCAGAUUCCGCAAUUUGGAAUAAUUUGUGUCAAAUUGCUGCUAACAUGUCUCAUGAGUACUCACCAAACUCUGCAAGCUAAUUCUGUGAUAAUAACAUCUACUGGAUACAGUAUUAGUGCAUUUAUGAUCCUAUUAGAUGCAGCGACCAGGUUGUUCCCUAAUUGUUGCUAAAGUGGUGCAUCAUACAACACACACAAUGCUUGUUACAAUUAGUUCAACAAUGAUUCUAUUGCUGUGU